This is a messenger RNA of Gossypium arboreum, 1182 nucleotides long. Its product is annotated as constitutive photomorphogenesis protein 10. Gene Ontology annotation, molecular function: ubiquitin conjugating enzyme activity. Gene Ontology annotation, cellular component: nucleus. Bases 256 to 783 code for a protein of 175 amino acids. Gene Ontology annotation, biological process: protein polyubiquitination. The record is from RefSeq and is a predicted model, not a curated record. Lineage: Eukaryota; Viridiplantae; Streptophyta; Magnoliopsida; Malvales; Malvaceae. The transcript has 4 exons.
AAAGUAAAAAUGUAUCAAAAGUGAGACUAAAAAGAAAAGGAGCUGUAUAUCACAUUAGAAAAUCGGAUAAACUAAGGGUAUGUAUAACAUUAUUCCAAUAAAAACUUGUAGGGUUUAAAUUGAUCCGACCGGAAAUCGGAUUAGGUUCUGUAUUCUGAUGUGCAGAGAGAGAAAGAGAGAGUCAAAAUCGAGAAAUAAGAAGAAAUUAGAUGUUUACUUUAUUACAAGAAAAAUGAUGAGUGAGGGAAGAUCACAAUGAUGAUAGGAGGAAGAUCAUCGUCGUCUUCAUCAACAGCGACAGCAGCAGGUGGAACUUGGGUUUCAACAACCUCGGUGUCGGCUUCGGGGAGGAGGAUACAAAGGGAGAUGUCUGAGCUCAACGCCGACCCUCCUCCUCAUUGCUCUGCUGCCCCCAAGGGUGACAAUCUCUUCCAUUGGGUUGCCACCAUCAUUGGUCCUCCUGGAACACCAUACCAAGGUGGCAUAUUUUUCCUUGACAUAACAUUUCCAAGUGAUUAUCCCUUUCAACCUCCCAAGGUAAUAUUCAAAACCCGCAUAUAUCACUGCAACAUUGAUGCUGCUGGCAAUCUUAGUUUGGACAUCUUAAAGGACAGCUGGAGCCCAGCCCUAACGAUCUCAAAGGUUCUAACUGCAAUCAGAUCAAUUUUCUCAAACCCUGACCCUUAUAGUCCUCUCACUUCUGGUGUUGCUCGCUUGUACUUAGCUGAUAAAGCUAAACAUGAUGAAAUAGCUUCAGAGUGGACGCUGCGGUUUGCUAAAUAAUCCUUCAAUAAUGCUUUAGAGAGCUCUAUAAGCAACAAACAAAGUUUGAACUGAACCACAUGCUGCUUUCAUCAUAAAUAUAAGGGUCACCAAUUAAACUUGAUUCGGAGGUCGUUGGUAUUCAAGGUGUUUUGAUGUUGAUAUAAAAACCAGCCAACUGCUCUGCAAGUGAACUACAAUAAUGAACUAUUUCUAGUUGUAGACCCCAAUUUGCAGCAAAAAAUGAGGCAAUGGUGGAUCAUUGAGGGGAAAUGUAGUUCAAUGGGACUUAUAUAUUAGGAUUUAUUUGUUCUUUCUAGUGGUUUAUGGAGAAUAACUAGGAUGUUUCCAUGCUUUUAGAAAAUGAUAUGGUACUUGCUAUUUUGUCAAUAAAACCGUAUGGUUGCAGUUUAGAACCAA